AGCUGAAAGAGCCGGUGCAGAACGUGCAUAUUUUUAUGUUAAAUAAUAAUUAAUAGUUGGAGGAUAUGUUGAAAUCGCGGAACUUUUGGUGUACCCAGAGACGAUGGAAAAGUGGGAAAACUCGUUGGUCAAUCCAACAAAGAAAAAGAACUAAUAUUGACAGAGCUUUGGAAAAUUUCGACGACUUCUAUGGUUCAGUUUUCGGAUUACGAUGGAAAAAUAUGCGAGUUGCCCUUUUGACUGAACACAAAUAUAUAGCUAUGGUUAAUAAUUUUGGUGAUACAGAGAAAACGUGUAGCCAACUGGAAAUGGAUGGGGCGAUUAAUAUAAAAUCAUUGGUGCAAUUAGCUAAAGAAAGAUUAGAAGGAGAGUCACUCUUAGAGAAUAAUCCGUCAAGUUAUAAAAUGGAGGAUAAAUUGGAAAUAAUUGCCCGUCGCCAAGAGGAACGCGAAAUUCGAUCUUUAUAUCCUGAAGGCACAACAGAACAAGAGAUACCGCAACACCUAGAGUAUAAAACAAGUGACGACACGGAAUUGAAGCGGCCACCUACCUCUGACUUAAAUGAAACACCUAAAAGUAGUAUGGGUCACGCUUUAGAAACUGAUGUAUGCCUAGAUGAACGACGUAUAAUAGACCCCGAAAUUGGUACCGGUGGUCUUUAUGAAUUUGUCCCCGCCACCAAAAUCAAAGGCAUGGAGGAUUGGAUACCGGAAUCGGACUACUAUCGAUAUUAUCAAACGACAACAGAUUUUCCUUUGAAAAUAGAACCAGAAUUAAACUUUUCGUACCCAGAAAACUUGGCCUUAUAUACAUACGAAAUGGGGAAUUGCUCUGAAUUUCGUGCACCACGCAAGUGUUUAACAGGCGUUCUAUCACACUACUUAAUGGAU
Glossina fuscipes is the source of this 890-nucleotide messenger RNA. RefSeq lists its product as uncharacterized. The transcript has 3 exons. The annotation marks the transcript as partial. NCBI's taxonomy places the organism in Eukaryota, Metazoa, Arthropoda, Insecta, Diptera, Glossinidae. The record is from RefSeq and is a predicted model, not a curated record.